UGUGAGCAUGUACUGUGGUGGGAAAUAUCGAUAGACAAAUGAAUGUAAGAAACAGUAAGUGGGACUGGCGUUGUAGGAUCCCGGACUGUAACCGGCGCUGUGCUCCACACCGGAAGUGUCCCCCCCGAGGCGCUCCUCUCUGUGUCUAGCUAUAGCUAGCGUGACUGCUGCUGCUACUACUAGCGUCGAUUUCUAGAUUUGCUGGAUCCGCCAUAUUUUCCACUAGGAGACCCAGAGAGGGCAUUUCAGUAUUCAGAAAGCCUUGAGGAAUGACAUUUUGGAGUGCUGUGCCUCCUGAAUAAAAUGCUGGAUGUCCUCUCAUAGCAGCUGCAACCAGCUUAUGCUCCUCCAUAAAGCAAUCACAUCUGCUUUCAUCAGCUCCACCUCUCAUCUACUGCUUGGAGGAAACCUCCAAGGUGCUUCUGGGAAUAUCCCGACUAGAAUAUGUCCGGUCCUGUCUCAAGCCGCUCUCGAGUUUACCCUGAUGUAAACACACAGAGACCCAGAGAGUACUGGGAUUAUGAGUCCCAUGUGGUAGAGUGGGGAAAUCAGGAUGACUACCAGCUUGUGCGAAAGCUUGGUCGAGGAAAGUACAGUGAAGUGUUUGAAGCCAUAAACAUUACAAACAAUGAGAAAGUCGUGGUGAAAAUACUGAAGCCUGUGAAAAAGAAGAAAAUCAAGCGAGAAAUUAAAAUUCUGGAGAACCUGAGAGGAGGCCCCAAUAUCAUAACUCUUUUAGACAUAGUCAAGGAUCCUGUGUCUCGGACACCAGCCCUUGUUUUUGAGCAUGUAAACAACACAGAUUUCAAGCAAUUGUAUCAAACAUUAUCGGAUUAUGACAUUCGCUUCUACAUGUAUGAAAUCCUGAGGGCUCUAGACUACUGUCACAGCAUGGGAAUUAUGCACAGGGAUGUCAAACCACACAAUGUCAUGAUUGACCAUGAGCACAGAAAGCUUCGUCUGAUAGACUGGGGCUUGGCUGAGUUUUACCAUCCAAACCAGGAGUACAAUGUGCGAGUCGCAUCCAGGUACUUCAAAGGUCCUGAGCUGCUUGUUGACUACCAGAUGUAUGACUAUAGUUUGGACAUGUGGAGUUUGGGUUGCAUGCUGGCCAGUAUGAUCUUCAGGAAGGAACCUUUUUUCCAUGGACAUGACAAUUAUGACCAGCUUGUACGGAUUGCAAAGGUCCUAGGCACAGAAGACCUGUAUGAUUACAUCGACAAAUACAACAUUGAACUGGACCCACGCUUUAAUGACAUUUUGGGAAGGCAUUCACGUAAGCGAUGGGAGCGCUUUGUGCAUAGUGAGAACCAGCACCUUGUGAGCACUGAGGCUCUGGACUUCCUGGACAAGCUGCUGCGUUACGACCACCAGGCUCGCCUGACUGCACGCGAGGCCAUGGAUCACCCCUACUUCUACCCCAUUGUGAAGGACCAGGGUAGAGGAGCUACUGCUACUGGAAUGGCUGCUAGCUCCACUCCAGUCAGCUCCUCUAGCAUGAUGGCAGGCAUCACCUCAAUGGCAGCCAGCACUCAGCCCAUAGGCAGCAUUGCAGCUGGCUCUCCUGUCAUCUCUGCCCCCAACACGCUGGCUACACAAGUACCCGCCGCCACGGGAGCCCAACCUUAAACCCCUCUCUUUCUUUCUUUCUCUCUCCUCUCCCUUUCUCUUAUCCUUCCUACCCUCCCUCCUGUAUUUGUUCUAUUGGCAGUGUGGACAGUGACAGCCAUCAACUUUUUGUUGUUAUUAUGUUGAAAAGUAACACAGAACUAAUACAAAGUUACCCUUUUUCCUCUCCUCUUCAGUUCCGUUCUGUAGGGAUAUGGACUCACAUUAUGUUUUAGCACCUGCCUGGGAAAGCUAAGAUAGGCAUGCGGGUGCGUUUUCUCUCUUCUCACCGUGGCUGUCUCGAAACACAAAUACACAUGUAGAACUGAAGAAGGAAAAUAAAAUUUAUUUUAUAUGUCCCUCAAGUAUUCUUGUUUUUGAAUACCAGUUCUUUGACCAUGUUCCCAUUUGGUUGUGCUUUUGUGGGGUGGGGACAACACAGCAUUUUAUUUCUUCACCUCUGGGUGUUAUUACACUGUGAAACUUGAUUACAAACUUGAGCGGAAUGCAGACUCGUGUUCGGUGUUCGCUGGGUUCAUGGUUGCACCCGUUCUGCUGUACCGUGCUGGAGCUUCAGUUGUGCUGUUCAUGUGGACUUUUACAUUCUUGGACUGGGAGCCAAAUUCAAUCAAAACUGCUAAAACAAACAUGACUGGCGGUGUAUAUUCAGUCAAUGUGUGUAUACAGAUUUUACUGAUCAGUAUGUAGAUGCUAUUGUUACAUGUUACUUUAUUGAUUACUUGGGGAUUUGAUAGCAGGUUGAUUGGAUUUGGCUGUGGACUUAAUAGAUACUCAGUAGUUACUUUUAGGACAAGUGGCCAAUGCCGAGUACCACAGAUUCAAUAAUAUGCCAAUGUGUGUUACUCACAGAACUGAAAUUGUCUUUUUUUAUUUUUAUUUUAAAUGAAGCUUCUGACACAUUUGUUUAAUACCAUGAAGAAUUUUGUAAGUUUUUUUUUUUCUCCUUGAUUAAUUAUCCAGUGAAAUGUCUCUCAACUCCAUGAUUAAAACAAUUAAAAGAGGCUAAAUAUCUCUUUA
Messenger RNA from Pangasianodon hypophthalmus (striped catfish), 2646 nucleotides. RefSeq names its product casein kinase 2, alpha 1 polypeptide (gene csnk2a1). The coding region runs from base 445 to 1629 and encodes 394 amino acids. The transcript is spliced from 15 exons. Gene Ontology annotation, biological process: protein phosphorylation. The record is from RefSeq and is a predicted model, not a curated record. Gene Ontology annotation, cellular component: cytosol; nucleus; protein kinase CK2 complex. Lineage: Eukaryota; Metazoa; Chordata; Actinopteri; Siluriformes; Pangasiidae. Gene Ontology annotation, molecular function: protein serine/threonine kinase activity; ATP binding.